This is a messenger RNA of Bombus terrestris (buff-tailed bumblebee), 526 nucleotides long. Its product is annotated as ribosomal protein 63, mitochondrial. The coding region runs from base 115 to 438 and encodes 107 amino acids. Gene Ontology annotation, molecular function: structural constituent of ribosome. Gene Ontology annotation, cellular component: mitochondrial ribosome. The transcript is spliced from 2 exons. Gene Ontology annotation, biological process: mitochondrial translation. The record is from RefSeq and is a predicted model, not a curated record. NCBI's taxonomy places the organism in Eukaryota, Metazoa, Arthropoda, Insecta, Hymenoptera, Apidae.
UAGAUAGGAUAAUGUAGGUGUCGCUGAAGCCACUUAUCACGAAAGUACAUCAUAAACGCAAAGUAAAUAAAAAUUAAGUAUUAAAUAUCGAAACAAAAGGGAAUUGUAUUCGAUAUGCGUAUUACGAGUAUACUUUACUACAAAGUUCAUAAUAUCCCAUUUAGAUUUCGUGGGAAAUACGGUAUACGUAAAAAACCAACAUUGAAAGAUAUUUUUCAAUUUAAACGGGAUCUUGAAAGGGAAGAAGCGAAUAUGUUGAUAUUAAGGCAUCCUUAUCUUACGACGGAGCAAUCAAAUGGUCAUAUGAGCCAUCUUAAGCAACAGAGGGUUGAAAAUCUGAUGACAAAAUUCAGAGAAGAUGCAAAUGCGAAAUUUAACAGAAAAGUCACUAUCAUGGAUCGGUUAGGUCAUUUGAAAGUAUCCGAAUCUUGGGAUUAAUAUUUAUUUUCUCAUUAGUUACAAUUUGUUUGCCAUUUUGUUAAACGUAAAGAAUUGCGUUAAAUAAAAAUAUAUGAUGUAUCUACAA